AUGAGCCGUACAUCAUUCAAUCCAGAAUCCAGAGCACGUACGCCUAGCCGCAAAGCCCGGCGCAGAUCGGCACCAACCCCUCGUUUCCAGCGGUCGUAUGACCCAGAGGAACCAUUUGACGAAACAAGCACCGAGCGAAGAAUCCAGUUCACUCCGUUGCGUCAGAUUUUGGAUACACGUACCCAGAGGAGAAUUCGGCGCAUUGGAUUGAGCGAUGAGAUCAAUCACAUUGAGCGUGAAAAGCGCGAGGCAAGCAAUAUGGAAAAGACUAUGCGAGCUUUGCUUCAGGAACGUGAUUCUUUGAAGAAUGAGCUCAUGGCCAUGAAACGAGAUGGACUGGACUUCGACCACCAAGCGUCACUGGCUGAGCCUUAUUGGAUGGCACCCGCAACACCCAGAUCUUGCGAGGAAUUACCAAUGGCUUCCACUUGUAGCAUCAAUAAUGAUGCUACCUCUAUGAGUGGAGAUGAAGCAACAUGCAUGUUUAGCGACAGUGCUGUCAUUGUAUCCAGCUCUCCUGAUUUCCGUGGCACUCGAAGUCAUAAUCGACCGAUUACUGAUAGCUUGAUGCUAUUAGACGAACCACAAACACCGAUAUCCGUUACUCGAAUGCGACCUUCAGCCAAUACAGAAGCAUCUGAUAUACAUUCAUUGGAACUGGAUCUAGAAGCUGCCAGGCGAGAAAAGAGGAAUCUAUUCGAUGCAUGUCGAUCACGCAUCUCCGGGUUCAAUGAACCUACAAUCAAUAGCAUUUUCCGCCAGUCAUCUCCACCAUCGGAUUUCUUCGACAACAUCAUAGACAUUUUGGAGAAUGCCCUAUUACGUGCUUCAAGUGCCGCCAAGGCUCUUGAAGAUGCCACCCAAGAAUGCUCCAGUUUGGGAUUCUCGGGGGAGGGCGUCGAUGAUGUAAUCUCUGACAUGCGGACGCACUUCCGGUCGGCACGACUUGAGCUUGAACGUGCUCUGCCCGGUGAAACUGCCAACGUCAGUCUUGAGGACGGGAAGGCCACCCUAGGUGCGCUGGUGAGGCGUGUCGAGUCAUUGGCGAAGGAUUUGGGGACAGAGCGCCAUUACCACCACGGCUCCCUCAGCCGAGAAAAAGCCCUGCGGAAACAAUUUGACGCUUUACUACACAAAUAUGAGACAGCCGCAAGUAAGAUUGACAGACUUGAGAACUCGAUCGCAUCUUCUGCUAGUGAUAUGCUCCACACUCGGGUGCGAAUGCAAACCCUCGAGAGCGAAGGCCAAGAGCAGGCCAUUGGGAUUGACAGAUUGAAUACCGCGCUCGACAAAUACCAUGAUGAAGUGAACGAUCUUGAAACACUUAUUGACAACCUUGAAAAGAAGAACACAGCUACAAAGGAAGACUACGCUCGGCAGAUAUCCAAGCUUAAGAAGCAAGUGGCCUAUGAACGUUCAAAACUCUGUUCAGCCAAAGCUUCUGCUGCUGCAACUGAUGCUCGCAUCCGGGAGUUGGAAGAAACAGUCAAGAGUAAUCAGAUUCGAGCUUGCGACUUGAUGGCUCAAGUGGAGCUACUUGAGAAAGAACAUGGCAGAACUAUCGAGACUCUUGAGCGGAAUAAUAGUCAACUUCAAAACCACGAAGCAGAGACUGGCACUCUCAAUGUUCGCAUCUCAGACCUCACCACUUCAUUGCAUGACGCCAAAUGUGAGAUACAGCGUCUCCACAACCUCAAUACCGGCCUUGAAGGGCAACUUCAGCAAGAAGUCGAAGCUCGCAGUGAGCUUCUGGACAAGUGGACUGCAGAUCAAGAGCGAUCGUUUGCCUAUAUGAAGGAGACUAUAAACCUGGAGCGCCGGAGAGCCAAGGUUCGCGCAGCCAAUUGGGAAUUGAGAUCGGACGAUCUCAUGUCAGAUGGGGCCAGUACAAUAGGAGGCGAAAGCGAGCCCAUAACUCCCGUCAGCAACGCACGUUUUGUGAAUGUCGAAGUCGGGCGGGGCAAGCAACGCCGAGUGGAUAGUGGUAUCGGGAUUCUGACUGAGGAACUCCUGAAGAGCAAUAAGUAA
Penicillium paradoxum is the source of this 2028-nucleotide messenger RNA. RefSeq lists its product as uncharacterized. The record is from RefSeq and is a predicted model, not a curated record. NCBI's taxonomy places the organism in Eukaryota, Fungi, Ascomycota, Eurotiomycetes, Eurotiales, Aspergillaceae. Bases 1 to 2028 code for a protein of 675 amino acids. The transcript has a single exon.